AUGGCGCAGGUAGGCCUGGGCGUGGAAGAGAAAAAGAGUUUUGGGGAGAUUUUGGAUGAGGUGGUUAGAGGAGUGCCUAGUUCGGAAAAGAUUUUCAUAGGUGGCGAUUUCAACGGGCACAUAGGGUCUUUGUCGUUAGGGUAUGAUAAUGUGCAUGGGGGUUUUGGGUUUGGGGUUAGGAACGAUGAGGGUGCUGCUUUUUUGGAUUUUGCGAGAUCUUUUGGGUUGGUGGUAGUGAAUUCCAGCUUUCCAAAGAAGGAAGAGCACUUGGUUACCUUUCGUAGCAAGAUAGUCAAGACUCAGAUCGACUUUUUAUUGCUUAGAAUGGGGAUAGAACUUUGUGUAAAGAUUGCAAGGUGA
This is a messenger RNA of Capsicum annuum, 360 nucleotides long. RefSeq lists its product as uncharacterized. Gene Ontology annotation, biological process: chromatin remodeling. The transcript has 2 exons. The record is from RefSeq and is a predicted model, not a curated record. The coding region runs from base 1 to 360 and encodes 119 amino acids. Lineage: Eukaryota; Viridiplantae; Streptophyta; Magnoliopsida; Solanales; Solanaceae. Gene Ontology annotation, cellular component: nucleus.